Colletotrichum truncatum is the source of this 885-nucleotide messenger RNA. Its product is annotated as hexaprenyldihydroxybenzoate methyltransferase. Gene Ontology annotation, cellular component: mitochondrion. Gene Ontology annotation, molecular function: 2-methoxy-6-polyprenyl-1,4-benzoquinol methyltransferase activity. The record is from RefSeq and is a predicted model, not a curated record. Gene Ontology annotation, biological process: ubiquinone biosynthetic process. Lineage: Eukaryota; Fungi; Ascomycota; Sordariomycetes; Glomerellales; Glomerellaceae.
AUGGCAUCGUCACGCUCAGCAGCCACGCUGCUGCGCUCGUUGCGGCGGGCAGCCCCUCUCAUAGAAGCCUCCCGCGCGGCUACGACGUUCCCUCUCCUCCGAACGCCGCCCGGGUUGGCAGCGUCCCGCCGGCUCAACUCUACCUUCUCCUCCGUCUCUCCCGAUGAAGUCGAGCACUUCAACGCUCUCGCCGCCGACUGGUGGGACCCCCAGGGAUCCUCGCGGCUCCUGCAUCUGAUGAACCCGCUCCGUCACACCUUCAUCCGCGACUGUCUUGCCAGCCAACCCGACAAGCCAUCGACACCGACGCGCUUCCUGGAUGUUGGCUGCGGCGGCGGUAUAUUUGCGGAGAGCGCCGCCCGACUCCCCGAUACCAGCGCCGUGACGGCCAUUGACCCGACCCCUGGCGUCCUCGCCAUUGCGAAAGCACAUGCCCGGCGAGACCCCGCCUUAAGAGGGAAGUUGGAGUACAAGUCGGCCACUAUCGAGACCCUGCCUCUGCCCGCCACGCCGGAGCAGCUGUAUGAUGUUGUCUCUGUCUUUGAGGUAGUAGAACAUGUCUCGUCACCCGCCGAGUUUCUCGACCGGUGCGCCCCCUUCGUCAAGCCUGGUGGAUGGCUUGUCGGCAGCACGAUUGCGCGGACGUGGGUCAGUUGGUUCACGACGAACCUCAUCGCCGAGGACAUACUGGGUAUCGUUCCCAAGGGCACCCACGACUGGCGCAAGUAUAUCAACGAUCACGAGUUGAAGGGCAUGUUCAUGGGCAAGGGCUGGGAGAUGCCCCGCGUCCUGGGCGUUGUCUACGUGCCCGGUCUUGGCUGGAAGGAGGUCAAGGGAAGCGAAAAAGUCGGUAAUUAUUUCUUCGGCGUAAGGCGAGUGGCGUGA